Messenger RNA from Myripristis murdjan (pinecone soldierfish), 1683 nucleotides. It is a transcript of the gene clul1, whose product is annotated as clusterin-like 1 (retinal). NCBI's taxonomy places the organism in Eukaryota, Metazoa, Chordata, Actinopteri, Holocentriformes, Holocentridae. The record is from RefSeq and is a predicted model, not a curated record. Gene Ontology annotation, cellular component: nucleus. The transcript is spliced from 9 exons. Gene Ontology annotation, molecular function: misfolded protein binding. Bases 153 to 1547 code for a protein of 464 amino acids.
UUGAGUGGAAAGAGCACAAAUAGACCUGGGCAAGUAAAGAUAACUGCAGCCGCUGUCCACACAGAGCAUUUAGUUUCUCCUACCAGUGGAGAAGCACCUACAGUCUUCCACUGACUGAGUUUUUCUCUUCAAGACUGUAACUGGGAUCCAGCAUGAAGAUCCUGCUUUGUUUGGUUGCUCUGGUGGUGACACUGGAUGUCAUUCGUUGUGCACCAGAGGACCAGCUUAAAGGCAUCUCAGAGGACACCUUAAAGCAGUUGUCCCUGGAUGGUGAGAAGCUGGUGGAUGAGGAAGUGAGGAGAGCUCUGUAUGGGGUGAAGCAGAUGAAGGAGGUGAUGCUGAGGAAUGAGCAGAAGCAUGAGCACCUCAUGAAGUCACUCCAACACAGCAAUGACAAGAAGAAGGGGGCAGCCCAGCUGGCUCGGGAGGUGACUGAGAAGCUGGAGGAGGCAGAGGAGCAGUGUAAGGACUCCCUCCAAUCUGAGUGGGAGGCAUGCAGACCCUGCCUGGAGGACGUAUGCAAGACUUUCUAUGUCUCCACUUGCCGCAGGGGGUUUGCCACCUUCCAUGCCAAGGUUGAGAACUUCUUCCGCAAAGUGUCCAGCCGGUUUGGGCCUCGUGAGCCUCCCAUGGAAGCCGGAGACAUCCUAGUCAACCAGAGUGCUGACAAUCCAGACAUGGAGGUGGCCCGCAUCGAGGAUUCCUUUAAACGCCUUAUGAGCAAGGUGGGCACAUUGGUGGACCGCAGCAUUAACCUGGUCUCCAAGAUGAGCGGCAAACUUGACAAAGUCCUCCAGAAGGCAUUCCUCAACAAGACUGACGAGGUAGUGGAAGUGGCCACCACAGACCCCUUCUAUCCGGCCCGUGACUCCGGUUUCCUGCAGGGGGUGGGCUUGGAGGAAGUGCUGGAGUCCUUCUUUGAUUUUGGCAAGAGCGUGGUGGAGGAGUUUAGUGCCGUGGUGACCCAGGUGUUUGAUGACCUCCAUGAGGCAGUGGAGGAGGAGAAGACGAAAGAAAGGGAAAGUUUCCCCCGUUUCCUGCAGAACAGGAGGCUUUGCAGAGACCUGCGCAGACAGACCUCAGAGUGCUGGCAGCUACAGAACCGGUGUGAAGCCUGUCAGGGGACUUUACUUACAGAGUGCCCCAGUGUGCGGGAGCUGCAUGUGGAGCUGGAUGAGGUUUCCCAGUUGCUGGAUGUGUCCAAAGAGCAGUAUGAAGAGAUCCUCUCUAUUGUCCAGCAGCACACUGAUGAAACAAUCAACUGGCUGAGCAACAUGGCUGCUGAAUUCAGCUGGGUAGCUGAGAUUGUGGGCAACAAUAGCAUCCCUGAACAUGUCUUCCACAUCACCACGGUGGUGCCAAAGAGCCAUGAUGAAGACAAUGCAUCUGCAACAGAGACCAAGGUCGAGGUAAACAUCCUGAACUCGCCCCCCCUCAUCCUCUCUGUCCCUGGGGAGCUGGAGCUGGAGGACCCAGCCUUCAUCCAGUUUGUGGCCCAGGAAGCUCUGGGCAAGUACAAGGAGAUGGUCAGACCUGAGGAGGACUAAAACCCAUUUCGGGAUUCCUUCCCUGAAUGCAGUUUCUAUCAACUGACCCUAGUAAAGAGAACUAGGCUGUGUUCCUGUGUACUAGGUCAAAUGUAUAUUAACUCUUGUUGAAAUAAAUGAACAUAUGUUUAACAUU